This is a messenger RNA of Trichechus manatus latirostris (Florida manatee), 5309 nucleotides long. It is a transcript of the gene TMEM94, whose product is annotated as transmembrane protein 94. The coding region runs from base 395 to 4477 and encodes 1360 amino acids. NCBI's taxonomy places the organism in Eukaryota, Metazoa, Chordata, Mammalia, Sirenia, Trichechidae. The transcript is spliced from 32 exons. The record is from RefSeq and is a predicted model, not a curated record.
ACUUGGCACACAAUUCCGCCAGGCUCCCAGAGGGGCGGUUGCAGCUACACCCUCGCGCAAAGCAUAGCCAAUCAGAAGCAGCACAGACCGGGCCCUUUCGACUCCGACCAAUCGGCGUCCUGAACUUUAGCUCGUCGGCCGGCGCCUCCGUCGUCCGAGAAGAGAAGCAAGCCCCCUUUGGAGUUGCCAGUAACAGACAUGGCUGCGGCCCCAGGAGGAGGGGACGUGAAGUGAGGAGGGGGCAGGGAGGGGAGAGGACCGGGGCGCCGAAGACAGGCCCCUGGGCCCCGAUGCUGUGACUGACAGACGCACUGGGGUUUGUACAUGUUGGGGAGGAGCCUUCCUUUCGGGGGUGAUCACAUUCAUCUGGGCAUGCCUGCAGUACUCCGGGCCCAUGGACCUGAAGGAGAAGCUUCCGGGCGAGCCUCCCGUGGCCCUGGGCCUGUCCACCCGCAAGGCCCUCAGCAUCCUGAAGGAGCAGUUGGAGGCAGUGCUGGAAGGACACCUGAAGGAGCAGAAGAAGCGUCUUACGUGGAAGGAGAUGUGGAGAAGCAGCUUCCUGCACCACAGUAACCGCUGCUCCUGUUUCCAUUGGCCGGGAGCCUCGCUCAUGCUGCUGGCAGUGCUGCUGCUGCUGGGCUGCCAUGGGAGCCAGCCAGCUGGGAGCCACGGGGUGGAGUUGGUGAACGCUGCGGCGCUGUUCCUGUUGCUGCUUCUCAACCUCAUCCUCAUUGGGCGGCAGGAUCGGCUGAAGCGUCGGGAGGUGGAGCGGAGACUCCGAGGGAUCAUUGACCAAAUCCAGGAUGCCCUCAGGGAUGGCAAGGAGACCAGGUGGCCCGAUGCCAUGUACCCCGACCUCCACACGCCCUUUGCGCCAUCCUGGUCCCUGCACUGGGCCUACAGAGACGGACACCUGGUGAACCUGCCAGUCAGCCUGUUGGUGGAAGGCGACGUCAUAGCUCUAAGGCCGGGCCAGGAAUCCUUUGCCUCUCUGAGGGGCAUUAAGGAUGAUGAGCACAUCGUCUUGGAGCCCGGAGACCUGUUUCCCCCUUUCUCCCCACCCCCCUCUCCCCGGGGAGAAGUAAAGAAAGGGCCCCAGAACCCCCAGCAGCACCGGCUCUUCCGUGUCCUUGAGACCCCUGUGAUUGACAACAUCAGAUGGUGCCUGGAUAUGGCCCUGUCCCGCCCGGUCACUGCCCUGGACAACGAGAGGUUCACCGUGCAGUCCGCGAUGCUGCACUAUGCUGUGCCCGUGGUCCUGGCCGGCUUCCUCAUCACCAAUGCGCUGCGCUUCAUGUUCAAGGCCCCCGGGGUCACCUCCUGGCAGUACACUCUACUCCAGCUCCAGGUGAACAGUGUCCUGCCUAUCCUGCCCCUGCUCUUCCCGGUCCUCUGGGUUCUGGCCACCGCCUGCGGAGAAGCUCGUACCCUGGCCCAGAUGAGCGAGGCCUCACCCAGCUCCCUGCUGGCCAAGUUUUCAGAGGAUACCCUCAGCAGCUACACAGAAGUUGUCUCCUCUCAGGAAAUGCUACGCUGCAUCUGGGGCCACUUUCUGAGGGUGGUCCGGGGGACGGCACCAACACUGAGCCACAGCUCCAGCCUGCUGCACAGCCUAGGCUCUGUCACGGUUCUGUGCUGUGUAGACAAGCAGGGCAUCCUGUCGUGGCCAAAUCCUAGCCCGGAGACGGUGUUGUUCUUCAGUGGGAAGGUGGAGCCCCCUCACAGCAGCCACGAGGACCUGACAGAUGACCUGUCCACGCGCUCCUUCUGCCACCCCGAGGUAGAGGAGGAGCCCCACGAACGAGACACCCUUCUGGCUGGCUCAUUGAACAACACCCUGCACCUUUCCAGUGAGCAGGAGCGUGGCGACUGGCCCGGCGGUGGCGCCAAGCCACCCGAGCCCCACUCUCACCACAAGCCACACGGCCGCAGCAAACACCCGUCCGGCUCCAAUGUGAGCUUCAGCAGGGACACCGAGGGAGGGGACGAGGAGCCCAGCAAGAGCCAGCCUGGGAUGGAGGGCGAGCCCUACGAAGCCGAGGACUUCGUGUGUGACUACCACCUGGAGAUGCUGAGCCUGUCCCAGGACCAGCAGAACCCCUCCUGCAUCCAGUUCGACGACUCCAACUGGCAGCUGCACCUCACCUCCCUCAAACCGCUGGGCCUCAAUGUGCUGCUGAACCUGUGCGACGCCAGCGUCACCGAGCGGCUCUGCCGGUUCUCAGACCACCUGUGCAACAUUGCCUUGCAGGAGAGCCACAGCGCCGUGCUGCCCGUGCACGUGCCCUGGGGCCUCUGCGAGCUGGCCCGCCUCAUUGGCUUCACUCCCGGAGCCAAGGAGCUCUUCAAGCAGGAGAACCACCUUGCGCUCUACCGCCUCCCGAGCGCUGAGACGGUGAAGGAGACAUUGCUGGGAAGGCUCUCCUGUGUCGCCAAGCGCCGCCCUCCGCUCAGCCACAUGAUCGGCCUCUUCAUCAAGGACACCACAACCAGCACAGAGCAGAUGCUGUCGCAUGGCACGGCCGACGUGGUCUUGGAGGCCUGCACCGACUUCUGGGAUGGAGCUGACAUCUACCCUCUCUCUGGGUCUGACAGAAAGAAAGUGCUGGAUUUCUACCAGCGCGCCUGCCUAUCUGGUUACUGCUCCGCUUUUGCCUACAAGCCUAUGAGCUGCGCCCUGUCCUCUCAGCUCAAUGGCAAGUGCAUCGAGCUGGUGCAGGUGCCCGGCCAGAGCAGCAUCUUCACCCUGUGUGAGCUGCCCAGCACCGUCCCCAUCAAGCAGAACACCCGCCGCAACAGCUGGAGCUCCGACGAAGGGAUCGGGGAGGCGCUGGAGAAGGAGGACUGCAUGCAGGCCCUGAGCGGCCAGAUCUUCAUAGGCAUGGUGUCGUCCCAGUACCAGGCCCGGCUGGACAUCGUGCGCCUCAUCGACGGGCUGGUCAAUGCCUGCAUCCGCUUCGUCUACUUCUCCCUGGAGGACGAGCUCAAAAGCAAGGUGUUUGCGGAAAAGAUGGGCCUGGAGACAGGCUGGAACUGCCACAUCUCCCUCACGCCCAACGGGGACAUGCCCGGCUCUGAGAUCCCACCCUCCAGCCCCAGCCACACAGGCUCCCUGCAUGAUGACCUGAACCAGGUGUCCCGAGAUGACGCAGAAGGGCUUCUCCUAAUGGAAGAGGAGGGCCACUCGGACCUCAUUAGCUUCCAGCCCACGGACAGCGACAUCCCCAGCUUCCUGGAGGAUUGCAACAGGGCCAAGCUGCCCCGGGGGAUCCACCAGGUGCGGCCCCACCUGCAGAACAUCGACAAUGUGCCCCUGCUGGUGCCCCUCUUCACCGACUGUACCCCUGAGACCAUGUGUGAGAUGAUUAAGAUCAUGCAGGAGUACGGGGAGGUGACCUGCUGCCUGGGCAGCUCUGCCAACCUGCGCAACAGCCGCCUCUUCCUCCAGAGCGACAUCAGCAUCGCCCUGGACCCCCUGUACCCGUCCCGGUGCUCCUGGGAGACCUUUGGCUACGCCACCAGCACCAGCAUGGCCCAGGCCCCGGACGGCCUUUCCCCUCUGCAGCUCUCGGGCCAGCUCAACAGCCUGCCCUGCUCGCUGACCUUCCGCCAGGAGGAGACCAUCAGCAUCAUCCGGCUCAUUGAGCAGGCUCGGCAUGCCACCUAUGGCAUUCGUAAGUGCUUCCUCUUCCUGCUGCAGUGCCAGCUGAUGCUCGUGGUUAUCCAGUUCCUGUCGUGCCUGGUCCAGCUGCCCCCGCUUCUGAGUACCACCGACAUCCUGUGGCUGUCCUGCUUUUGCUACCCUCUGCUCAGCAUCUCUCUGCUGGGGAAACCUCCCCAUAGCUCCAUCAUGUCUAUGGCGACAGGGAAAAACCUUCAGUCCAUCCCUAAGAAGACCCAGCACUACUUCCUGCUCUGCUUCUUGCUCAAGUUCAGCCUCACCAUCGCCUCCUGCCUCAUCUGCUUUGGCUUCACACUGCAGAGCUUCUGCGACACCUCUCGGACCCGCAACCUCACCAACUGCUCCUCCAUCAUGCUGCCCAGUAACGCUGACGCGGCUCCAGGCUGGCUCGAGGACUUUGCUAACGGGUUGCUGCUGGCCCAGAAGCUCACCGCUGCCCUGAUUGUCCUGCACACUGUGUUUAUUUCUGUCACCCACGUGCAUCGCACCAAGCCCCUGUGGAGAAAGAGCCCCUUGACCAACCUCUGGUGGGCCCUGAUGGUGCCUGUGGUGCUGCUGGGCCAGGUGGUCCAGAUGGCAGUGGACCUGCAGCUGUGGACGCACAGGGACAGCCGUGUCCACUUUGGCCUGGAGGACGUGCCUCUGCUGACGUGGCUUCUGGGCUGCCUCUCCCUCAUGCUCGUGGUGGUCACCAAUGAGGUCGUGAAGCUGCACGAGAUCCGGGUCCGAGUCCGCUACCAGAAGCGACAGAAGCUGCAGUUUGAAACAAAACUGGGCAUGAACUCGCCCUUCUGAGCCAUUGGCCGUGGUGGCCACCGUUGCCCCAGCUCACGGGGCUGAGCCAGACUGUUCCUGUGUGGGGAGUUGGUAUCAUGAAUGUUUCAGGGUUUGCUGUUGGGCCCCUUAAACCUGUCAGAUACCGCCAGGGACUAGAGGUCCAGCUUCUGGCUCAGGCCCGCCGUCUUCCAGAUCCUGACGCUUACUGUGGAGGAGCCUUGGAGCUGUGGCCUCAGCCGGUCAGGCCAGGCCUGUCCUCUCCCCUGCCUGUGCCAAGGGUACUCUUGAAUGUAUGGCCUUGUGUGCUUAGUAGAGGCCUCCACUCCUGCCCUGCAGGCUGUCCCCUCCAGGGCCCUGAACACAGUGCCCUCCGUUCCCAGGUGUGCGGGCGCAGCCUUGAGCCGUGGACAGCGGCAGCAGGAGGCACGUGCCCUCCAGGCUGGGCUGUUGAAGGCAGGCCUACUGUACCUCCCUGCACCCUCGUCCAGUCUCCCCGGGCAGGGCCUGAUGCUCUGCCUGGCCGGGGUCCUUCGUCUCUACUCCGACCUGAGGAUGGAGCAGAGCCCCGCCGUCCAAACCCCUCUGUUUGGGCUGCCUUCAAGUCACAGCGAUACUCCGUCUUGGGGGUCAGGGCUGGGUCCUCUUUUAUCCCCUGCCCUAGUUCUCCUAUGUGAGAAUGUUUUUACUGGUGUAUAUUUUCUACUGGAAAUGAGCCUUUUAGGGAUGAAUGUAGAUGGUUUGUAUUAAAACUUGUAAAUUGCUUAAGAAAAGCCUGUGGCUGGUACGUGAGGCUGCCACCAGGGGCCCUGCCUAAGGCCCAGUGAGGGGGCCCCAAAGGCAGGAGGGGAGG